CCGGUACUUUUGAGUACCCCCCCUUUCCAGGAAGCAGCAACAGCAGCGAUCGAUUGUUCUUACACUCGGCUUUUGCGGGCUGGUUUUGGGCGAUCGGUUGUGCGCCGCUCAGCUUUUGAACCUUGGUUGGUCCGGGGCGAAGGAAACCGACAUGGCAGGGAAGCGCGCGAGCUUCGAGGUCCGGAUAAGACCCGCGGCGGCUACAUUAGGACUUAAAAUAUUACAUUUAAACCCCAGCAAUACCUGGUUAAAAAUGAAGAAGAAUGCAGACAAGCUUAGUUGAUCUAUGCAGUUGUCAUCAUCUAUAGACCUUAAGGGUUGGGCUGAGACUAUCCUCUCCAAGAAGCCGCAGUCUCUCCAAGAAGCCGCAGUUGUGAAGACAUUGCUUCUCUGCAUAUCGAUUUUGAUCUCCAGCGGAAGGGACUUUCAGCAGGGUCUUCCUGCUGAUCUUUGCCCCUGCCUGGGCUCCUAAUCAAAGCAGCCAUGGAGGAGGCCAGCACUGUGGAGGAAGGUGAAGUCACCUCGGGGAUGCAGUCCUUGGCAGUGGAAGAUGAGCCUUCCUCAGAGCUACCUCCGACCACCGAGGAACAAGAUGACGCAGCCGGGGAGAGAGAUGGGGAGCAGUCGGCGAAGGGAGACGAAUCGGCCGAGGAGGAUUGGUGCGUCCCCUGCAGCGAUGAGGAACUGGAGUCCCCAGACAGCUGGAUGCCUCCCCCUGAGGAGAUCCGGCGCCUCUAUGAGCUCAUUGCUGCCCAGGGGACCCUAGAGAUCCAGGCAGAGAUCCUACCCCGGCGCAACCCUACCCCAGAGCCUGACAGCGAAGAUGAGGAUAAAUCUGAUGGGCAGCUGGAGAACCAGGAAGAAGAGGAGGAAGAGAAGCCCCACGUGCCAACGGAGUUUGACUUUGAUGAUGAGCCUGCCUCCCCUAAGAGCUCCUUGAUCAAUCGUCGAAGAACUCCUGGGACCUCAGCUAAGAGCCAGAAGAGGGAGGCUCGCAUGGACAAGGUGCUGUCAGAUAUGAAGCGCCACAAAGUCUUAGAGGAACAGAUAAUGAAAACGGGCCGAGACCUCUUUGACCUUGACUCAGAUGACGUACCCACUCCAAAACGGCCACCUGGUCUUUUCCUGCGCCAGCGCAAAUAUUGAGUGCAGUGGAGACAACAGGACCUUUUUAAAUCCUUUCAGCCCAAGUGGAACUGUGGACUCAUGGAUUCAAUACAAGGGGAAGGAAAUUACUGGACGGACCCAUUGGUUCAGACAAUGUACUUUGGUUUGCAUCUUGCACUGACUGGCAGGAAGCACUUGCUUUGGGUUACUUGAGUGUAAAUAAAAGCUAGUGAGUUUGUUUUUA
Podarcis muralis (Common wall lizard) is the source of this 1351-nucleotide messenger RNA. The record is from RefSeq and is a predicted model, not a curated record. NCBI's taxonomy places the organism in Eukaryota, Metazoa, Chordata, Lepidosauria, Squamata, Lacertidae.